Messenger RNA from Anolis carolinensis (green anole), 1590 nucleotides. RefSeq names its product integumentary mucin A.1-like. The record is from RefSeq and is a predicted model, not a curated record. Lineage: Eukaryota; Metazoa; Chordata; Lepidosauria; Squamata; Anolidae. The coding region runs from base 442 to 1338 and encodes 298 amino acids. The transcript has 3 exons.
UCUCUUUUCAGAGAUAGCAAAGUAUAUAAAUGAAGACUCAAUCUUUAUUAUUUUUGUUAGAAUUAUUAAUUUGCUACGCCCGUGCUUUCUUAUUGCAAAGCCUUCAAAGCUCUUCCCUCUUUCUUUUCUUUUCCAGCCCCCACACCCAGAAGAAAGCCUUCUCCCAGCCCCACAACCAGAACAACACCAACCGCCUCACCCUCCACAACUACUAAAACCACUGUGUCCACAGAGUCGUCCACGGCCAGCACGCCAAAGACAACCCCAACCCCCACAACACCCAAACCCACCACCAGGACCACAUCUCCCUCCACCACAUCGACCUCUCACCCUACCACUCCAACCACCCCCACCACAACCUCCACCAAAUCUACUCCAACAAGCACGCACACCCCAACUACCACAAUAUCACCCAUCACCCCCUUGCCAACCGUCACUCCGAUGCCACCGACGACACCCACACCCGUCUCCUCCACGCCAACGCCGACAGUCACCUAUACCACUCCGCUAAGCACCACCACUCCCACCACCACUACACCAACCACCACGGAAACGACCACGCCUCCAUCCACAACGACCACGUCGACUACAACUCACCCCGUCACCACCACAGAAACAACCCACAGCACCGUCACGACACACACCCCACCAGCCCCCACACCCAGAAGAAAGCCUUCUCCCAGCCCCACAACCAGAACAACACCAACCGCCUCACCCUCCACAACUACUAAAACCACUGUGUCCACAGAGUCGUCCACGGCCAGCACGCCAAAGACAACCCCAACCCCCACAACACCCAAACCCACCACCAGGACCACAUCUCCCUCCACCACAUCGACCUCUCACCCUACCACUCCAACCACCCCCACCACGACCUCCACCAAAUCUACUCCAACAAGCACGCACACCCCAACUACCACAAUAUCACCCAUCACCCCCUUGCCAACCGUCACUCCGAUGCCACCGACGACACCCACACCCGUCUCCUCCACGCCAACGCCGACAGUCACCUAUACCACUCCGCUAAGCACCACCACUCCCACCACCACUACACCAACCACCACGGAAACGACCACGCCUCCAUCCACAACGACCACUUCGACUACAACUCACCCCGUCACCACCACAGGUAAAUUUUCCCAACCCAUUCAGUACCGUCAGAUGGGAAUCCCGUCCUGCUCCCCUCAUGACAUUUUUGGAAACGUUUGGACUCCCUCUAAAGCCGUUUGCACUGCUCCUCCCAAAUGGGGAACACGGGCAGGACCUCAGCCUUCACCCAACUGGUCCGAGACUCCCACAUCUCAGGACUGCAGUGGGCUCACUCCUGGCUCUUCUUAAUGGCCACCCCUACGUUUCUCUAACUUUUCUAUCCGCUUUUCCCUUCCUUUAUAGAAACAACCCACAGCACCGUCACGACACACACCCCACCAGGUAAGGACCUAUCUCAGGAGGGAAGUCCCCUGUAUCCUUAUUUGCCUCUCUUUUGAAUGUUUCCUGACUCUCAAUAUUUGUUGACUUUGUUGUUCACCACUAUAAAUCUCUUUUCAGAGAUAGCAAAGUAUAUAAAUGAAGACUCAAUCUUUAUUAUUU